CCUUCAAAAUAAAAAUUUCAGAAUAAAGAGUAUACUUAAACGAGCAUAUAACGUGCGCACAAAUAUACGUCGUGACAUACAUGUUUUGCAAUCUAUAUUUAACCACAACUCGCAGAAAUAUUUUCGAUAGUAUAUACAUACAUAUAUACGUAUGUUUGGUACGAGUGUGCCGCGAAACGGCAAUUGAAGUUGAAACCAGUUGACACGUUAGUUCUACAAGCCGGGUCAACAUGGUACCCGUGAUUAAACGUCAACGUAUAGUGCUGCGUUGUUUGCCUUCUUAGAAUUUGUUUUUACAAAUGACACGAAACAAUGACACGCUCGAGGAUCCAGAUGAUAAAGGUUUUGAUAUUCUUGUUGAUCUUCCUGUUAGAACAGAGCGCACUAUGCAAUGGAAGUUUUAGGAUAGACAGAGCUAUAGCUGAACCAUUGUUAGAUAAAAGUGUUGAAACCCCGAGGAAAGAUAGCGCACAUAUUUCCGCAGAUGGGAAAAAGCAUCAACAAAAUUCAAUAUUAACCAGUGGCACAACGACUUCUGAGGUUAACAAAACGGACAAUAUAACCUCGAAACAAACAGACGUUAAUAGAACUGCGUACACUACAGGAACGCGUAAAGAGCAUGUGGGUGAAGGACAUGCAACUUCUUUAAACGCUGGAGCUCUGAAGCGUGGUUUUUAUGUGUUUGUGGGGCUAAGCGUUCUUGUCUUGGCCUAUAUCGUGUUCCGUAGCUUUAGGUUAAAUAAAACACGUGCCCAAAUGGUCAGAAAAUAUGGUGUUCUAGCACACAGACAAGAUGUUGAGAUGCGACCAUUGCCAUUAGAUGAGGAGGAUGAUGAGGAUACUACUGUUUUUGAUGCCAGUAAUGUUUUAACAAAUAAUGUUGAGCAUCAAAAUUUAUAAAAACAAUUGAUAUAGAGUACGCUAAUUAUUUUGCCACAAAAAUUUUCAAUUUAUGUAAAAACAUUUUUCCUAAAUAUGAUGCUAUUUAAAGAUGGAAGUAUACAUCAUGUACUUCUAAUAUUUUUUCAUAUAGAAUUAUUUGCUUUCGUGAAAUUUUAAUAUGAAUGCAUUUUAAUAUAAAUUCAUAGAUGUGCUCAUCUCUACAAACUGUACUUUCUGUCAAUAGAUGUUUUUUUAUAAAUGUAAAUGAAAUGAUCUUGUGAAACUUCCUUUAUUUUUUAACCUAACUAAGUGAUAAGAAAAAGAAUUUUAAAACACUUAUUAUUCACAAAGGAAUGAAUAAUGGAUAUCUAUAUCUACUUCUAUAUAAACUAUAUUUUACUUAAACUGUGUUGUUAUAAUUGAAAAUAUACAAAUACAGAUUGUCUCUAUUUUAUUUAAUGCUACACAUUUAAUAAACAUUAUGUAUAAAAUAUA
Frieseomelitta varia is the source of this 1377-nucleotide messenger RNA. RefSeq lists its product as uncharacterized. The record is from RefSeq and is a predicted model, not a curated record. Bases 313 to 900 code for a protein of 195 amino acids. Lineage: Eukaryota; Metazoa; Arthropoda; Insecta; Hymenoptera; Apidae. The transcript is spliced from 3 exons.